Molecule: messenger RNA, 921 nt
Organism: Salarias fasciatus (jewelled blenny)
Lineage: Eukaryota; Metazoa; Chordata; Actinopteri; Blenniiformes; Blenniidae
Product: nck-associated protein 1-like
Exons: 9
Biological process (GO): cell migration; cortical actin cytoskeleton organization; neuron projection morphogenesis
Cellular component (GO): SCAR complex
Source: RefSeq, a predicted model, not a curated record
GCCCUCUGCUGCCCCCUGCAGGCGUGUGGAGACCCCAAAGCGAAGCCGUCCUACCUGGUGGACAAGAACCUGGAGUCGGCCGUCAAGUUCAUCGUCCGGAAGUUUCCCGCCGUGGAGACGCGGAACAACAACCAACAGCUGGCUCAGCUGCAGAAGGAGAAGUCGGAGAUCCUGAAGAACCUGGCUCUCUACUACUUCACCUUUGUCGACGUCAUGGAGUUCAAGGACCACGUGUGCGAGCUGCUCAACACCAUCGACGCCUGCCAGGUCUUCUUCGACAUCACGGUGAACUUUGACCUCACCAGGAACUACCUGGACCUGGUGGUGACCUACACUACUCUGAUGAUCAUCCUGUCUCGCAUCGAGGAGCGGAAGGCCAUCAUCGGACUCUACAACUACGCCCACGAGAUGACGCACGGAGCCAGUGACCGGGAGUACCCCCGGCUGGGCCAGAUGAUCGUGGACUAUGAGAACCCUCUGAAGAAGAUGAUGGAGGAGUUCGUUCCUCAUGGGAAGUCGCUGUCGGACGCCCUGGUCAGCCUGCAGAUGGUGUACCCCCGGAGGAACCUGUCGGCGGACCAGUGGAGGAACGCCCAGCUGCUGUCCCUCAUCUCCGCCCCCUCCACCAUGCUCAACCCCGCUCAGUCCGACACGAUGCCGUGUGAAUACCUUUCUCUGGACACGAUGGAGAAGUGGAUUGUGUUCGGCUUCAUCCUGUGCCACGCCGUGCUGAACAGCGACGCCGCCGCCCUGUCGCUCUGGAAGCUGGCUCUGCAGAGCUCCACCUGUCUCUGUCUCUUCCGGGACGAAGUCUUCCACAUCCACAAGGCUGCAGAGGACCUGUUCGUCAACAUCCGAGGGUACAACAAACGUAUCAAUGACAUCCGAGAGUGUAAAGAACAGGCGCUGUCACACGCGUAU